GUUAACUUCAUCGGCAUUUUCAAAAUUGAAACAUACUCGGCGGGAGAACUUAAACUCAUCCUUAUCAGGAAUCAUGAAGGCUUUUAAUUUAAUUUCCUUGAUAUCCCUGAUCUUAUUAAUUACCUUUGUAAACUGUAACGAAGACGUUCCCGUGGAAGAUCCUCUAGAGAAACCUAAAGCCAAUGAACAAGAAUCGUACUCAACUUCAGAUCAAAAUCAAAAGGAAGAGGUUCCGACGAGUUCUCCCGAGCAAAACACUGAACAAGUAAAAGAUUACAAACUAGGAUCUCUUUGUAACUACUGUAGCUACUGCAAGUUUUGUAAGCUUUGUGAUAAAGAUUGUCCGUGUGAAACCAGCAAAAAGAGACCUAACUGUCACUUGUGCAAGUAUUGCAAGUACUGUUUCCUGUGUAGCACUUGUGAUGUUGCAUGUACACCAGGAGGGAUGCUAGAUACUAUUAGUUCAGCUAUUUACAGUUCCCUUCCAUCUUUUACCAAGAAGGAGCAGCAGGAAGUAGAUAAAGACAUUGAAAAGGCAAAAGACUGGAUUAAGGAAUACCUUUAAAUCAUCCAGACUUCAUCUUACUUAUAUAUUCCUAAUUCUAUAUCUUCUUGGCAUUCAUACAUUGUAAUGAUUAAGAGCCCAAGCUUUUCAGCAUGAUGUUAAUUUCUGGAAAACUACUUCCAGGUCCAAACUGACAAGCAGUUCUAUUAUAAAGGUUUUUCAUUUUCAUGAGAGUAAAUGUUGUCUAUAGUUCUAAUAUUGUUUCAAAUGUAGGUUAAUUCAUUUUUCACUUCAUUUAAGUGGGAUUUUGUAAGCAUGCAGUUGGACCUGGAAAUACGUCACUAACAACUUAAAAGCUCUAUUGACAUGCUACUAACAGAAUGUUUUGUAUGACAAACUGCCAUGCUUCUUUCAAAUAACUUGGCCAUGCACUCUUAAUUCCGUACAUUUUGUAUGUUUAGCCAGGAAUUAUCAAUAAAGACACAACAAAUGAUUCUUCUAAAACAUA
Molecule: messenger RNA, 1013 nt
Organism: Actinia tenebrosa (Australian red waratah sea anemone)
Lineage: Eukaryota; Metazoa; Cnidaria; Anthozoa; Actiniaria; Actiniidae
Molecular function (GO): calcium ion binding
Source: RefSeq, a predicted model, not a curated record